CGGGCUCCGCCCGCCCAGCCCUGCAGCACCCGUCCGUCCGGCAACUCAGCCCAACUGGGGCACCGGCCACUUCCAAUCUCUCAGAUCCGUGGCCUGAGCGCUGCCGCCACCGGUAAAUGGAGGCACAGGACUGCGAACAAGAGACCACCGCUCGGCGAAAUGGCGGUGCCAGGAGCCUGGGAAGGAAUGCAGCCAGCGACGUUGUCAGGUACAACAUUCGUUUUGGCGCAACCAACGGUGCUGUCACCAAGGAACCGUCGACUCUGAGAAAAAAAGAGAAGUUCGGCCACCGAGAAACUCCGUUCAACAAGUGCUGUGAAGGCAAAACCGCUGGCACCGCGCUGCUGGCGAAAGAGUCAAUGGAAACUCUGGGUGCUGCGACCGCUACCCCGGCACUAGAGGGCCUCGGCUGGAGAAAGCCCGGCACGGAGACAAGGAAACUGUGCACAGCACAGCUAGCAGUUGACAGAAACAGAAAAGUGUCUGCUCUGGUCUCUGUGACAAAGCGCAGAUCAAAACGGGCAACUCCGUGGAGGGAACCCCGCAGCCACUGAAGAAGUUCCCCGCGUGACUGUGGGGCCAGAGUAACACCGCGAUUUCGACGACAGCCUUGGGGAUACGACAGAGAAACAUUGGGGGCCACAGAAGUACCAUCCAGCUGCGCGCAACCAGUGGUUCUGCGAUUCAGAAACCACUGUCAGCUGGACUCGACUAGAAACUUCUGAAAAACUGUCGUCUCAUAACAGCUUUCCUACCCAUGACAGAGAGUCGCCUUUGGAGGGCACCUAACGGUGCUGAGACCGGCCUGGGCCAGCACAAAGCGCAGGGCGGUGCCCGUGCCAAGAAACGCCAGACUUGGUGAAACCAACCUUGCGACCACCGAGUCCACUGGCUUCGCAGGACGCAAUGGGCAAAGGCGCAGCGGAGAAACCGCGGGCUCGGUUCACCGAUUAUGCUGCUGGCGGGUGAUGGUGGGGUGGGGCACCCGCAAAGUUGUGAAACCAGCGGCGCAGGGACCCUGCGAUUA
This is a messenger RNA of Mandrillus leucophaeus (drill), 1027 nucleotides long. RefSeq lists its product as uncharacterized. Lineage: Eukaryota; Metazoa; Chordata; Mammalia; Primates; Cercopithecidae. Bases 117 to 554 code for a protein of 145 amino acids. The transcript has a single exon. The record is from RefSeq and is a predicted model, not a curated record.